Molecule: messenger RNA, 822 nt
Organism: Suillus paluster
Lineage: Eukaryota; Fungi; Basidiomycota; Agaricomycetes; Boletales; Suillaceae
Exons: 4
Coding region: 1-822 (273 amino acids)
Source: RefSeq, a predicted model, not a curated record
AUGGAACUUGUCUCCCAAUUCACAGAGGACGCUGUUGCCCAAGAAGACUGUAACUGCGAUAGACCGGCUUGCCGUUGGUGCAUAGUCAAGAAUGACCCAUGUCAUUAUGUCGCUAACAUGAUUCCCAGCCAGCCAGGUCGCUUCGUGUGUGAAACAUGUUACAUAGGAUAUCAGCAGAAGAUUUCAUCAUCGGUCCGACCUUCAGGUCAGCAUGCACCACUCAUUCAAGCUACCCAGAGCAUGCAGAGGCCUGCUACAAUAAAUCCACCCCAUGUGGUUCCAUUCUCUCAACUGUCAGGCAGUAGCAUCAGUCAGACUAGCACACCAGGACCAGAUAUUCUGGUGCCAUCAUCCUGGCAACAUUCACAGAGCUUAGGCCAGCACAGGGUUGCUGGCGCUGCAGGAUAUUCUCUCCACCAUGCACAAUAUAGUUCAGAGUGUGAACAGUGGGCAAAGCUUUCAUACGCUCCACCUCCGGUGGAAACUAUCACCUUGGAGAUUUCAGCAGUCCAUGAGGGGAACUCACAGAGGAAAGCUGGGCACAGCAUAAACAUUGCUAACAUCUGUGAAGGCAAGAAGGAUGUUGAUGCCUGGAUUGACGCACCUGGACUCAUCGCUCUUGCAUUCGACAUGGUCACUCCCAAACUCUUUGUUUUUGGAAAUGGGUUUCCAUGGCGCACCAACGAGUUCACUGUCCGGGAUGCCGCUUGGGUCGAUCUCUCCACCCACCAGCCUAAUGUCCCUUAUUUUUUCUCCCAAUGUUUAGUCCCUUCUCGACAUGGGCAAAAAGCGCCAACAUUUAAAUCCAAGCAGUUUGUAUGA